Molecule: messenger RNA, 2490 nt
Organism: Huiozyma naganishii CBS 8797
Lineage: Eukaryota; Fungi; Ascomycota; Saccharomycetes; Saccharomycetales; Saccharomycetaceae
Gene: VPH1
Product: H(+)-transporting V0 sector ATPase subunit a
Exons: 1
Coding region: 1-2490 (829 amino acids)
Biological process (GO): proton transmembrane transport; vacuolar acidification
Cellular component (GO): vacuolar proton-transporting V-type ATPase complex; vacuolar proton-transporting V-type ATPase, V0 domain; fungal-type vacuole membrane
Molecular function (GO): ATPase binding; proton-transporting ATPase activity, rotational mechanism
Source: RefSeq, a predicted model, not a curated record
AUGAAUAUUGCUACACGCGAUGGGCGAGAGACCCCCGCGAAGGAUGAGGCUAUUUUCCGCUCUGCAGAGAUGUCGCUGCUGCAAUUUUAUAUUCCGCAGGAGAUUGCGAGGGAUGCAGUGUACACGCUGGGGAACCUUGGGUGUGUCCAGUUCCGUGACUUGAAUGCCAAGACGAACGCGUUUCAAAGAUUGUACGUGAACGAAAUCAGGAAGUUGGAUAACCUGCAGAGACAGUACAGGUAUUUCUCAACGCUUUUGCAAAAACACGGCGUACAACUCUUGGAGAGUGAGGAUUCUGCAGAGGGGAGUAGAUUUGAGCCACCGAACUCGACGAAGAUCGAUGACUACAUGACAGAUGGGAACAUCUUGGAAAGCAGACUGGUUAAGAUGGAAGACGCACUGGAUUUGAUCCAGCGGCAGAAAGCUGAUUUGGAAAUGUACAGGUACGUUCUACAAAGCGGUGACCAGUCUUUUCUAAGGGACAGUAAUGACAAUCCCUCUCAAAGAAGAGAUAGUAUUGAUUUUGAGGCUGCAACGUCUGGGCAACAUCCUGUCAGUUACGUCACAGGUGUGAUCUCUAGGGAGAAGAUCGGUACUUUAGAGCAAAUUUUGUGGAGGGUGCUGAGAGGGAACUUACUAUUUGACCACGUCGAGAUCGAGCCUUUGAUUUAUGACACAAAGACCAAGGAGUUUGAGGCUAAGAACGUCUUCAUUGUGUUCUCUCAUGGUGACUUGAUUUUGAACAGAAUUCAAAAGAUCGCAGAAUCUUUGGACGCCAAAUUAUACGACGUUGAUAAAUCCGGGGUUGUUCGUUCCGAGAAACUGAACACGGUUAACUCCAACUUACAAGAUUUGUACCAGGUCCUUAACACCACGACAACCACACUCGAGAGUGAGUUGUACGCUAUCUCCCGCGAAUUGAAUCUGUGGUUCCAAACGGUGUGCAAGGAAAAGGCCAUUUUUGAGAGUUUGAACAUGUUCAACUUUGAUGUUAACCGUAAAACGUUGAUUGCGGAAGGUUGGGUACCACAAGAUGAGAUCAUCUCUUUGCAGAACUCGUUGAACGAAAUGACUACCUUGUUGGGGAUUGACGUCCCCUCUAUUAUCCAAGUGUUGGAGACCAACAAAACCCCCCCAACUUAUCAUAGAACCAACAAGUUUACCGAGGGGUUCCAAAAUAUUGUCGAUUGUUAUGGUAUUGCACAAUACCGUGAGAUCAAUGCAGGUCUCCCUACUAUUGUGACAUUCCCCUUCAUGUUUGCCAUUAUGUUUGGUGAUCUGGGCCACGGGUGUUUGAUGGCACUGGCUGCUCUAGUUCUUGUCCUGAAUGAGAAGAAGAUUGGGAAAAUGAAGAGAGGCGAAAUCUUUGACAUGGCGUACAGCGGUCGGUACAUCGUCUUGCUGAUGGGUGUGUUCUCUAUGUACACUGGGUUUCUUUACAACGAUAUUUUCUCCAAGACAAUGACUUUGAUGCCAUCAGGCUGGAAAUGGCCCGACCGUUGGGAAGUAGGCCAGCAGAUUGAGGCUAAACAAGUCGGCGUCUACCCUAUAGGGUUAGAUUCAGGCUGGCACGGAGCGGAAAACGCAUUAUUGUUUUCUAACUCUUACAAGAUGAAACUCUCCAUUUUGAUGGGGUUUAUCCACAUGACUUACUCCUACUUUUUCUCCCUAGUGAAUCACUUGUAUUUCCAUUCGAUGAUUGACAUUAUCGGUAACUUCAUCCCCGGGCUGAUUUUUAUGCAGGGGAUAUUCGGGUACCUAUCCGUUUGUAUCGUUUACAAGUGGUCCGUCGACUGGAUCAAAGACGAAAGACCAGCGCCUGCUCUUCUAAACAUGUUAAUCAACAUGUUCUUGUCCCCAGGUAACAUCGAUGCUGAGCUGUAUCCACACCAGGCAAAGGUGCAAGUGAUAUUGCUCGUUUUAGCUUUGAUUUGUGUCCCAUGGCUAUUAUUGGUAAAGCCAUUACACUUUAAGAUGACUCAAAACCGCAAGGGACAAAUACAACUACCCACAGAAGAUCCUGAACAGCAACAGCUUGCACCACUGAGUGAUGCUGAAAAUGAGGACGACGAAGCGGAAGGGGCCGGCCAUGGCCACGGGAGUCCAGAUUUUGGUGAUGUGAUGAUUCACCAAGUGAUCCACACAAUCGAGUUCUGCUUGAACUGUGUCUCGCACACGGCCUCGUACUUGCGUCUUUGGGCGCUUUCCCUGGCUCACAACCAGCUGUCAUCUGUUUUGUGGACGAUGACAAUCCAGAUCUCCUUUGGAGUCCCCGGUCUCCUUGGUGUCUGCAUGACUGUUGGUUUGUUUGCCAUGUGGUUUGUGCUUACGUGCUGUAUUCUGGUUGUUAUGGAAGGAACCUCUGCCAUGCUGCACUCGUUGCGUUUGCAUUGGGUUGAGUCCAUGUCUAAAUUUUUCGUCGGGGAAGGUAUUGAGUACCUACCCUUCAAGUUUCAGUACGAGGAACUGGCAGUGGCCUCAUCUACUUAA